AUGGUCAGUCAUGUAGAAGACAUCCCAGCCUCGGAGUCGGUAGAGAAUAUGAAUGUUGGUGUCCAAGCCAAAGUCUCGACAGGCUCCUUUGUUCUUAGGAACAUAGUCGUUGAAAUCCUGUUCAGGGUCGCCGUAGAAUUUAAACGAGUUCAUGCCACGAUCUUUGUGGACCGCGAAAGGGUAGUGGGCCCGCAGACCAAACUCCAUCAGGCCUCCCUUGGGAAGGUAUUUUUCAUCUUUCAAAAGUUUUGGAGAGCCUUCCUCAAAAGGUCAGCUGGCGUAGGAUUGCUAGAGGCUUCAGCGACAAGGGAGGGAACGGUCGCUUUCUUGUCUUCGAGAUAUAGAUUAUACGUUAGGGUUGCCCGAAGUUAUGGGGAGAAUCUCGUGCUCCACGUCGCUAUAGAAAGCGACAUACGAUAUUACCGGGACCUCGGGCGUACUGUCAGAAAACAUGGCUCCUACUUCGCCAAAGCAGACCGUGAUAGCUUGGUGGGGCAAAAUUUGUUUAUGGUCCACAACUGA
This is a messenger RNA of Guyanagaster necrorhizus, 522 nucleotides long. RefSeq lists its product as uncharacterized. Lineage: Eukaryota; Fungi; Basidiomycota; Agaricomycetes; Agaricales; Physalacriaceae. The transcript is spliced from 2 exons. The coding region runs from base 1 to 522 and encodes 173 amino acids. The record is from RefSeq and is a predicted model, not a curated record.